Messenger RNA from Vidua chalybeata, 1008 nucleotides. RefSeq names its product mitochondrial ribosomal protein S34 (gene MRPS34). NCBI's taxonomy places the organism in Eukaryota, Metazoa, Chordata, Aves, Passeriformes, Viduidae. Gene Ontology annotation, cellular component: mitochondrial small ribosomal subunit; mitochondrion. The record is from RefSeq and is a predicted model, not a curated record. Gene Ontology annotation, biological process: mitochondrial translation. The transcript has 4 exons. Gene Ontology annotation, molecular function: structural constituent of ribosome. The coding region runs from base 84 to 836 and encodes 250 amino acids.
CGGCACGGCUUCCGGGAGAGGCGGGAGCAGUGGAUCCGGGUGCGGCGUUCGGUUGUGCUCCCUCCGCGCCUUCGGCCGCCGGCAUGGCCCGCAAGAAACUGCACCGGCCCAUCGCCGCCAUGGCCAAGAAGAUCCGCGAGUACCGGGAGCUGAAGGAUCGGCCACGGGACUCUCAGCGCUUCGCUGUGGACUACGAGACCAUGCGGCGGCCGCUAACGCAGAAACGGCUGCCCGUGCGAGCCUGGGAGGACGUGCGGAACGAGAACCGACUGUUUGCGCUGCUCUGCCGCCUGCCGCGCUUCGGCGUGGGCCGCACCGUCACCCGCAAGUCCUGGCUGUGGGCGCACCACGAGCCCUGCUACUGGGUCAUCACCAAGGUGAAGGCGGACUACAUGGCCGAGAACAUGGACCAUGGAAGAGCCUGGGGCUACCUGACCUUCAAAGGCAAAACUGAAGAGGAAGUGAGGGAGAUCGACAAAGCCAUGUACCAUGACUGGCGUAUGGUGCCCAAACACGAGGAGGAAGCCUUCAAGAAAUUCACCCCAGUGCCUGAGGCGACUGUUCGGUUCCUGCCAUACCCACCACUGCUCCGAGCCAUGAUCCUUGCACAGUGGCAGAAGGAGGGAAGACCAAUCAUGGAAGAGCCAAAUAUUGAUCUGGAGAAGGUCCUGGCCUCUCCUCAAGAGUGGGCAAAGAAAAAAGCUACUGGGACACUGUGCCUGGACAUCAUGACAGCCAAAUGGAGAGCCAUUAGCUUAGGCACAGCAUCUGGUUCUCUGAACACUGCAGAAGGCAGUGAGCAAGAAGCGAGGAACAUGACUUCAAUACUAAGAUAAUCCAAAGCUAUCUGUCUCUUACUCCCAAAUAUGGCUGUCAAGAGAUAGGGGAAAUUAUUUUAGUUCUUUUGAUGCAAAGGAGGUGGUAUUGGCUCUUACCAUUUGAAGCCAAUUGUAAAUUACCCCUGUUCCAGGGCAGCAUGUUAUGAACAUUAAAAGAUGCAGCUCCUGA